AAAACUCGAAACGCACUUACGGCUGACCAAUGGCUGCCCAACCUGGUCUGCUGGCCUACUAGCGCUCCUGAGGCGCACCUACUCCGUGUACGGGCAGGCCUUCUACAAUAUUUCGGUGCUGGACUUUGCGCAACAGGCCAUCAGCAGUGGAGACUUUGUGGAGCUCUUAAAACCCUACCCUGAGCUGCACGAGGGCAGCAAAUUCCCGGAUCUCUGUGAGCUGCGAGUCAGUCUCUAUCUCUGUGCGCCAACCUGUCAGAAUGGCCUGCUCUCUGGGCUGGGUUUCCGUCUGCCAAAAACGGCCCAGCGGGUUGAGGAUAAGAAUGGGAAAGAGGAUGAGAAGGACGCGGAAGGGGAAAAGGUGGGACCCCACAAUAGAGGAGAACACCAGGAUGGUGGGGAAAAGGAAGACGAACGGAUGCGGGCAAACAACGGGGCGCGGAGCGAAGCGGCUGAGUCUCCGGUGAUGAUGAAUAUGGUGGUGAGGUUACUUUAA
This is a messenger RNA of Dibothriocephalus latus, 496 nucleotides long. The record is from the annotation of a GenBank genome assembly. Lineage: Eukaryota; Metazoa; Platyhelminthes; Cestoda; Diphyllobothriidea; Diphyllobothriidae.